Molecule: messenger RNA, 1854 nt
Organism: Trypanosoma conorhini
Lineage: Eukaryota; Euglenozoa; Kinetoplastea; Trypanosomatida; Trypanosomatidae
Product: SLA/LP autoantigen-like protein
Exons: 1
Coding region: 1-1854 (617 amino acids)
Biological process (GO): conversion of seryl-tRNAsec to selenocys-tRNAsec; selenocysteine incorporation
Molecular function (GO): O-phosphoseryl-tRNA(Sec) selenium transferase activity; tRNA binding
Source: RefSeq, a predicted model, not a curated record
AUGGACGGGCGGGCCUUGUCGCUGGCGGAGGGGUUUGUGGCGGCGCGUUACAUCCAGGCGGGGGGUGAGGCACUCCGCGCCAAUGAGCGUGUGGUGCGCUCCCUCCUCGCCCAGCGCCGCUGCCCUGAGCAGGGCAUGUCUGAUGUCGCCAUUGAGUGGCUGCUGCACCAACUCGCGCUGAUGGACACAAACAACUUCCCCGCACACGUCGGUGCCGGGGAGCGGGAGGGCCGCAUCGCCGCGCCGCUCGUUGCGCGGAGGCACUACGGCCUCGCCCACGGAAUUGGCCGCUCCGGUGACGUCCUCAGCGACCAGCCGAAGGCGGCCGGUUCGAGUUUGAUGCAAAAAGUGACGAACUGCAUGGUGCUGGACCUGCUGCGACUCGCGGGGGCGCCGUCCAUCGAGUCCGCCGUGGUUUUUCCCAUGGCUACAGGCAUGACACUCGCGCUGGUGCUCCGCGCCCUGGCACUGCUGCGGCGGGAUGCGAGGCGGAAGGAGACGCCUGACGCCUCACUGGGCUUCCCUGAGGAGGAGCCGCGGUGCGUCAUUUGGACCCGCAUUGACCAAAAAACGGCGCUGAAGUGCAUCGAGGCGGCGGGGCUUGUGCCAGAGGCAGUGGAGCUUCGUCAUGCGCCCUUGCAGCGGCACGGCAGAGGGGGCGCACGCAAGGGCGGCAAAGGCGGCCUGCAUCCGUACUUUCUCCAGGUGCACGUGGACGACAUCGCCGCCGCGAUUGGACGCGUGGGUGGCCCUGGGCGCGUGCUUUGUGUGCUGUCGACCACUAGCUGCUUCGCCCCCCGCCUUCCCGACGACGUGCUUGCCAUCGCCCGGAUGUGCAAGGCGCUGAACAUCCCGUACUUGGUCAACAACGCCUACGGCGUCCAAAGUCGCGUCAUCAUGCGGCGCCUGGAGGCAGCGACGCGGCUGGGACGCGUGGACGCCAUGGUGCAGUCGGGGGACAAAAAUUUUCUUGUCCCCGUGGGCGGCGCCGUGCUUAGCGGGAGGAAGUAUCUUGUGGAUCGGGCCGCCGCGUUGUACGCCGGGCGUGCGAGUGCCUCACAGGUGAUGGACCUCUUCAUCACCGCACUGAGCCUCGGCCGCUGCGGCUUCCAGCGACUCUGGGACACCCGCUACGCGGUGCUGGGGAUGCUGCUGCAGCGGCUCCGCGGGUUUGCCAAGUCCAGGGGCGAGGUGCUGCUGGAGGACGAGGAUGAGGGGAAGACCGUCGUCGCUGCCGCGGACGGCCCAGACGGCGUCGCCGCUCUGGCGCCCUGUCUGGCAUGCGGGAUGCCUCGGAACGACAUCAGCCUCGCCAUGACGAUGCAUACAGUGGGAGGUGCGGCGAAUGCCAAGGAAAUUGGGGCGCGUCUGUUCCGCGGCGCCGUAACUGGGCCGCGCGUAAUUGUGCCGGAUCCGGCGGCCAAGCUGCUCUGCGGGCUGUCGUUUCGCAACUACGGCAUGCACACAGAUGCGGUGCCGCCGUGCCCGAUGCUUGUCAUGGCGUGUGGAGUGGGCAUGACGGUGGAGGAGGUGCGCGGGGUCAUGGAGCGGCUUGAGGCGGCGUGGCCCCCACCACCGCCAGCACCAGCAGCAGCAGCAGCAGCAGCAGCAGAAGGGACAUCAGUCACGGCAGUAACGACAUCCGCGGCAGCCCUGUCGUUGCAAGCGGUGAAAGAUGAGGCACCGCCCGCAGUUGGCUUCGAUCACGGUGUGGAUGGCGACGAGCGGGAGGAGGGGCAAGAGGCGGAGGGAACCGACGAGGAGGAGGAGGAGGAGGAGGAGGAGGAGGAAGAGGAGGAGGAGGAAGAGGAGGAGGAGGCGAUGGAGAAUGGCUGGCGGAGCCCCAGCCACUGA